CCGCCGUCGCUCUACACCGCCUCCUCCUCUUCUGCCUCCGCGCGCGCUGGGCCACUGAGCGCUCCCUCUUCUCCUUCCCAUGGCUACCGAGCGGCCUUUCCAGCUGGUGGUGUUCGGGGCCUCGGGCUUCACGGGGCAGUACGUGGUCGAGGAGCUAGCGCGAGUGGCUGCCGAGGAUGAGCUGCGGGGCUCCUUGCGCUGGGCCGUGGCCGGGAGGACUCGGGAGAAGCUGCAGGCGGUGGUCGAGAAGGCGGCCGCCAAGCUGGGGAAAACAGAACUGAAGUCAGAAGUUGGCAUAAUACUAUGUGAUGUCAGCGAUCCAUCUUCUCUUGCUUCUCUGGCUAAACAAACGAAUAUUGUUCUAAACUGUGUAGGCCCAUACCGUUUUUUUGGAGAGCCUGUGGUAAAAGCUUGUAUCGAGAAUGGCACAAGCUGUAUUGAUGUGAGUGGAGAACCACAGUUCCUGGAAGGAAUGUAUCUGAAUUAUAAUAACAAAGCUGAAGAAAAAGGAGUAUAUAUUAUUGGAAGCUGUGGUUUUGAUUCUAUUCCAGCAGAUAUGGGAGUAUUAUUCACCAAAAACAGUUUAAAAGGUACCUUAACUGGAGUUGAAAGUUUCUUGACUGUAAAAUUCGGACCAGAGGGUGCCAGUUUGCAUGAUGGAACCUGGAAAUCAGCUGUAUAUGGCUUGGCAGAUCAAGACAACUUGAAGAAAAUUAGAAAACAAAUUGGACAUAAACCACUUCCAGUAUUUGGAGCAAAACUCAAGAGAAGAGGUGCAGUAUUUUACAGUAAUGAAUUCAAACAGUAUUCCAUUCCAUUCAUGGGAUCAGAUGUCUCUGUAGUAAAACGAACUCAGCGGUAUUUGCAUUCACAUUUGCAGGAAACACCUGUGCAAUAUGCUGCUUACACGACUGUGGGUGGUCUCAUUUCUCUCAUGAAGCUAAUGUUUGCUGGCCUUUUAUUUUUAAUGCUUGUGAAAUUCAACUUUGGAAGAAAGCUCCUGGUAAAAUAUCCUGAAUUCUUUUCUGGAGGACAUUUUACAAAGGAGGGGCCAACAGAAAAACAGAUGGAAGGAGCAUCUUUUGAAAUGACCUUUCUUGGAGAGGGAUACAGCACAGGACAAAAUCCACAAGAUGGCAAACCUGAUGUUAAAAUCUGCACCCAAGUGAAGGGACCAGAGCCUGGUUAUAUUGCUACACCUAUAGCAAUGGUUCAGGCUGCUGUGGCACUUCUCAAGGACAAGAAUUCUCUUCCUAAAAAAGGUGGUGUCUAUUCUCCUGGGGCUGUAUUCUGUAAUACAAAACUUGUGGAGAGACUGAACAAGCAUGGAAUUGAAUUCUCUGUCAUAAGCAAGCCUGAAGCCUGAAAAGAAAAUUCCACGCAUAAACACAUUCCAAAUGAAAUAAUAAGAAAUAAAGUUGCUAAACUUAGUAUAUGUAGUGUAAAGAUACUGUUGCUUGAAUGUUCAAAUGAGAGUUAGGAAGACGGACUUAGUAGUAUUGGAAAUAGGUUUCAGCUGCUGUUAACUGCAGUGGUUAAUCUAAUAGAAAGAUCCAUAGAGCCCUCUUGCUUUUUAGAAACAAAGACUUUCCAAACACAUUCAACUGAAUUUCCAAGAGACAUCAAAUUCUAACUGUAAUCCAUUUCAUUUUUUAAACAGUAACUAUGUAUACUUUUUCUUUCUAUUAUUUGAUUUUUGAAAGUUAUUGCAGGUUCAGUUGUGGAAACUGUGCCUUAACUGAUCAAAUAUUGGACAUGGGAAUAAAUUCCAUUGACAUCUUUGCUUUAUUGCCCAGCCACAAGUGCAUUUAUUUAAAUAAUUUUUGCUGACUAAUGAAACAAAAUAAUUGUGCUUGGCUUAGGUCUUACAGGGUCCAGUCAUUCGGUAUUUUUCUAUAUUUAAAUAUUUGCUAUAGCAUUAUGAAAGCAUUUAACCUGUUAAGUGGUAACUUCAUAUCUUAAGUAUCCAUUGCAGCUGAAACAUACCAGAGUAGCUGGCAUUUUUAAGAACUUAAUCUCAUGUCAGAAUAUGCUAAUAUAUAAGAAUAAAGAUAUUUAGUUGCUUUUAUUUUCUUCGUUAUUUUUUCAGUGCAAUAAAAGGAUUGAAAAUUUG
Molecule: messenger RNA, 2113 nt
Organism: Candoia aspera
Lineage: Eukaryota; Metazoa; Chordata; Lepidosauria; Squamata; Candoiidae
Gene: SCCPDH
Product: saccharopine dehydrogenase (putative)
Exons: 12
Coding region: 80-1366 (428 amino acids)
Biological process (GO): glycolipid biosynthetic process
Cellular component (GO): plasma membrane; lipid droplet; mitochondrion
Source: RefSeq, a predicted model, not a curated record